Messenger RNA from Oppiella nova, 4162 nucleotides. The record is from the annotation of a GenBank genome assembly. Lineage: Eukaryota; Metazoa; Arthropoda; Arachnida; Sarcoptiformes; Oppiidae.
ACGCCCGUCUCGGCCACAGUGUGUUUGCGCGAAGUGUCGGCCGUUUUCGCCGAACGGAACGCCUCUCUGGCGGCCAAUGACUGCACUUUCGGCCGAAAACACGUCCAAAACGAGAACUCCGUUUCCAUCGCUUUUUCCUUUCGAUGGACCCGCGCCUUUUCAUUGGUCGUCGCCUUCGAUGACGACAUCGCUCCCCCUUUGCGUCUCCAGGAGCCCUCCGCGCAGCCCUCCGACCACUGGACCGCCCGCCCCCUGGCCUCCCGAGAGCUGCGAUGGCGCGUGCGGUGCGACGACCACUACUAUGGCUCGGAUUGCGCGGCUUUUUGUCGCCAACGAAACGACACUUUUGGUCACUAUUUGUGCGAAAAAAACGGACGAAAAGAGUGUUUAAAGGGUUGGAGAGGAGAGAACUGCGACUCUCCCGUUUGUCGGAAGGAUUGCAACGAAAAGCACGGCUUUUGCGAAGCGCCCGAAGAAUGCGUUUGUCGUAAGGGAUGGAAAGGCGCGCACUGCGACCUCUGCCACGAAUACCCCGGAUGUCUUCACGGCUACUGUUUGGCGCCUUUUCAGUGCAUUUGUCACCGAAAUUGGGGCGGAAUUCUCUGCGACCAAAACCUCGACUUCUGCGGCACUCACGACCCGUGUCUCAACGGCGGUCAGUGUCAGAACGCGGCGCCCGACCACUACCGGUGUCAAUGCAAAGACGGCUUCGAAGGCCUCAACUGUCAGACGAUUGUGAACGCAUGCGCACUGCAGCCCUGUCUCCACGACGGCGUCUGUCGUCCGCUGAACGGCUCUCACUUCCACUGCGACUGCGCAGACGGCUUCGACGGCCAGCGCUGCGAACGCGACCGAAACGAGUGUUUGUCCGCUCCGUGUCUUAAUGGCGCCACGUGUCACGACCUCCGCAAUGCCUUCCGUUGUCAGUGCGCGCCGGGAUGGCGGGGCGCGCUCUGCGACGAGGACGUGGACGAGUGCGCGCUCUCGCCGUGCGUCCACUCCACGCGCUGUCGCAACACCGCCGGCGCUUUCGAGUGCGAGUGCGAAGACGGCUUCGAAGGCAAACACUGCGAAACAGAAGUCGACGACUGCCGAGACGUCACGUGUCUUAAUGGCGGCCAAUGUCUCGAUCUCCGCAAACACUUCCACUGCGUCUGCGCGCAGCCCUUCGGAGGCGCCCUCUGCGCGCAACUCGACCCCCGCGCGUGUCUGGCCGACGCCCACUCGCAAGACCUCCACUACUGGCGCCUUCCGAACGCCUCCCUUUGCGCCAAACACUGCGUUUGCGACUCAGAGGCGCGUCUCUUGUGUCGCGACGACUGCUCGCAGACGACAGACGACGCCAUUUGUCGUCAGCAGACGACAAACCCGCGACUCGUUGUCCGCCUUUCGCCGCAAACGCCUCUCUUCUGUCAAUCUCUUCGCGCCAUUCAUUCGCUGAUCGCGAACUCACGUGACUUUUGUUGCGACGAAUCGGAAGACGGCGUUUCGGCGGUCGUCCACUCGCCGGCCGUUUCAGCUCUUCGGCGCUAUUUGCGAGCGUUGGACGCGCGCGCAGACGACCCGCCGUCCGUUCGCCUCCUCUGGACUCUCGUCGCGGCGCUCGUCGUGUCGUUUGUCGCGCUUUCGGCGCUUCUUUUGUGGCGAAAACGGCGUCGAAAAGCGGCGUCCAAUCAGACGACAUUUUGUUCGUUUCCGCGACAUCUUUCGGCGCAAAAGCGAACCGAAAGUGAACGCAAAAUGUCUUCAUUUCUGCCCUUCAGAAGACUUUCUCUUCUCCUUCUGAGGACACCAGUCGUCGCGCGCCGACACCUCCACCGCACCCCCGGCCUCCGUCUGCCCUCGUGGGGCCCUCCCGUCGCGACAGUGGAUCCGAAAGACGUCGAACAACGAGUCAUCGCUUGUCUCUCAAAACACGACAAAAUCGACGCCAAAUCCGUGACUCUCGCCUCGCAUUUGACGCAAGACUUGGGUCUCGACUCUCUCGACGUCAUCGAAUGCGUCGUUCACUUGGAGGACGAGUUCGCGCUCUCUGUGCCCGACGCCGACGCCGAACGCCUCCUGUCGGUGGGCGCCGUCGUGGAGUGGGUGUGCGCGCAGUUGACGGCCCGCAAAGACGGGAACCGGCGGCCGGAUAUAGAGUUCCUCGAAGGCAUGACUUCGGCGACCAAAAAACGAUUUCCUUUGCGGGACGCGAACCGGCGUCGUAGUCGUCGAACGCGUGCUCCGCUGCGGCUCAAGGCUGUGGCGCAGUGGAGGAGUGGGCGGCGCUUGCCCUUCACUGGCGACUGCUCGGUGGCGCACGCCAACACCUGCUCUUCAGCUGAUCCAAAGCCACAAGAGAUGGAAGCGUCGAUGGACUCGUCGGACGCGCGCACGCCCUUCGUGUCGGCCGCCGCGCACGGAGCGCCGCCACUGCCCACCACUGUCCGCCUCACGGAACCCGACCGCCCCUUCGCGGAGUCCGUGUGGGCGUGGCUCGUGGCCAACCUGUUGCUCGUGCUGACAGUGCUGUCGGUGGUGGGGGGUCUGGUGGGCGGGUGCCUCCUGCGAUACGCCAACUACGACGACGACUUCAUAAUGCUGAUCGGCUUCCCGGGCGACCUCCUCAUGCGGAUGCUGAAGAUGCUCAUCAUUCCGCUCAUCGUGUCGUCGCUGGUCGCGGGUCUCGCGCAACUCGACGCCGCCUCCUCGGGCCGCAUGGGGUCGCGCGCCAUCGCCUACUACUUCGGCACGACUAUGCUCGCCGCUGUGCUCGGCAUUGUGCUCGUGCUCGUCAUCCAUCCGGGAAACCCGCGCAUCAAAGAGGCCGCCAUGACGCAGAUCAAGAGCACGCAAGACACUCGGGUGUCCACUCUGGACGCGAUGCUCGACUUGGCGCGCAAUAUGUUCCCCGAGAACCUCUUGCAGGCGGCCUUCGCGUCCGUCAAGACGGAGUGGACGCGCGGCGCGCGCCUCAACCUCACGGGAAGAGAAGCGCACGUGCGGUGGGACCGCGUGGACAACGUGACGCACGAGUGGCGCGCGCCCAACGGCUCCCUUCUCGCGGAAACGCAUUUCUAUCAAAUGGUUCGUUCGUUUCCUUAUUCGCAAAACUCCAACGUUUUGGGACUCAUAGUGUUUUGCACGGCUUUCGGCAUCAUUUGCGGCCAAUUGGGCGCCGAAGCCGAGACUAUGAUCCGCUUCUUCGUCAUCCUCAACGAGAUCGUGAUGCGUCUGGUCGUCAUCUGCAUGUGGUACUCGCCGGUGGGCAUCGCGUCGCUCAUCAUCCAGAAGAUCCUCGACAUCAAAGACAUGUAUUCCGUUGCCCAGCAACUCGGCCUCUACAUGCUGACGGUCAUCACGGGACUCGUCAUCCACGCCGUCAUCACUCUGCCGCUCAUCUACUGGUCGGUGACGCGCAAGAACCCGCUCACCUUCUUCCGCGGAAUGCUUCAGGCGUGGGUCACGGCGUUGGGCACCGCGUCGUCCGCCGCAACGCUUCCCGUCACUUUCCGCUGCCUCGAGGAGAACAACCACAUCGACAAACGGGUGACGCGGUUCGUGCUGCCAGUGGGCGCCACCGUCAACAUGGACGGGACGGCGCUCUACGAGGCGGUGGCCGCCAUCUUCAUCGCGCAGAUGAACGCCAUCGACUUCAACAUCGGCCAAAUCAUCAUCGUGUCGCUCACCGCCACCGCCGCGUCCAUCGGCGCCGCGUCCGUGCCGUCGGCCGGCCUCGUGACGAUGCUGCUCGUGCUCACGGCGCUCGGACUUCCCACGCAAGACAUCUCGAUGAUCAUCGCCGUCGAUUGGUUCCUCGACCGCAUCCGCACUUCUAUCAACGUGUUGGGCGACGCGUUCGGCGCCGGUGUCGUCUACCACUUAUCGAAGGCCGAACUCGACAAAUGGGACGCCGAGCACGCGAUCGAGAUGUCCGACGUCUCGCAGGCGCACCUCCAGCCGCGCAAACUCUCCAUCAUGUCGCCGUCGCGGGCGGUGCCGAACGCCGCGGCGAAGGGCGGUCGCAAUCCCGAGACGGAGAUCUGAUUGGUUGGCUUUGGUUCGCGUCUCUGAUUGGUCGCCAAAUCUAUGCACAGAACAUAUCGGCGUUUGUAAUAAUAGACGUAUAUUUAGAUACAAUUCAAUCAUUUCGUGCCUCUCGACGCCCCCCCGCCCCCCC